Aureobasidium vineae is the source of this 831-nucleotide messenger RNA. Lineage: Eukaryota; Fungi; Ascomycota; Dothideomycetes; Dothideales; Saccotheciaceae. The record is from the annotation of a GenBank genome assembly.
AUGGCAAGCUACACCAACGGCGAGAGUAACAACGGCGAGACCAAGGGCAUCCAGCCCAAGAUCACUCUCUACACCAACCACCUUUGUCCUUACGCCCACCGCGCCCACAUCACCCUCGAAGAGCUGGGUCUGGACUUUGAAGAAGUCGUCAUUGACCUGGACAAGCCUCGCGAGCAAUGGUAUCUGGACAUCAACNCCCGUGGCCUCGUGCCUACGAUCAAGUACACCGUCCCCGGCCUCUACGAUGAGGAGAUCAUCACCGAGUCGAGCAUUGUCGCACAGUUUCUCGCAGAUGCUCGUCCUUCGCACUUGCUGCCCGGCAGCUUGCACGACCCUUUCGCACCGCUGUUUAGAGCUAGAUUGGCUUUCUUUGUCGACACGUGGAACACAAAGGUUCAGGGCAACCUUUACCCUUUGAUGAAGGCCGAAGGUGAAGAGAAGGAGAAGCUGGCCAAGGAGACCAUUGCUGCUAUUGAGAAGGAGAUUGAGCCUCUGCUUGCAAAUGCUGCUCCUUUCUUUGGCGGCAAGGACAAGCCUACGCUUGCCGAGGUAUGUUGUGACUGGAAGCAAUGUCCACUGGGUAUCAUACUGACCGAAGACCCAACUGCAGNNGCCAUCAUUGCGCCUUUCCUGAUCCGCUUCUUCGCUUUCUCCAAGGAAGGCAACCUUCUUCCUUCGUCGCUGAGGAAGUCCAUCGAGGCCCUGCCCAAUACUGGCAAGUGGGCCAAGGCUGUUGUUGAGCUCCCCAGUGCUCUGACCAUCUGGAACGAGGAGGAUGUCGUCAAGAGAACAUCGGCUCGCGUGGCCAAGAUGAAGGAGGCUGCUAAGUGA